GAGAGAGAGAGAGAGAGAGAGAGAGAGAGAGAAAGGGUACAAUAGGAGUGCGAGCGAGAGAAGGAGGAAGUGCAAAGAGCCGCAAAACUGCACAAUCGAUUCGCUUUUUCUACCAAGCCCAUGAAAAUGCCCAAUUUUGCAGGCAGCUGGAAGAUGAGAAGCAGUGAGAAUUUUGACGACCUCCUGAAAGCCCUGGGAGUGAAUGCCAUGUUGAGGAAGGUGGCCAAUGCGGCAGCCUCCAAACCCCACGUCGAGAUCCGCCAGAAUGGAGAACAGUUCUACAUUAAGACCUCCACCACCGUACGCACCACUGAGAUCAACUUCCACGUCGGCGAGGAGUUCAAUGAGGAGACAGUGGACGGGCGGAAGUGCAAGAGUCUGCCAAUAUGGGAGACGGAAUCCAAGAUCUACUGCAAGCAGACUCUUAUGGAUGCAGGAGGCCCAAAAACCUUCUGGACAAGAGAGCUGAGGGGAGACGAGCUUGUCCUGACCUUUGGAGCCAAUGAUGUGGUGUGCACACGGAUAUACGUCCGGGAGUGAUUGACCGUUGACAUAUUGGAUUGUCAUCGGAGACAUUUGCAGUCUACAGUGUCCGUCAGAAUAACCUAACCAUGUGGCUAGUUUCUGCACCCAUUAGACACAUUUGUGCUUUCUAAACAUGUUUAUCAUUUUGUGUUCAGUACAGUUUUUUUUAUUUACACGCAAAAUUUCAUGAGCUUCCCUGUUGCAAACAAGAACAAUAAAAAGAUAGUUACAAUUUGAAA
This is a messenger RNA of Clupea harengus (Atlantic herring), 764 nucleotides long. RefSeq names its product cellular retinoic acid binding protein 1b (gene crabp1b). The record is from RefSeq and is a predicted model, not a curated record. Lineage: Eukaryota; Metazoa; Chordata; Actinopteri; Clupeiformes; Clupeidae. Gene Ontology annotation, molecular function: lipid binding.